Eutrema salsugineum is the source of this 1266-nucleotide messenger RNA. RefSeq names its product protein LEAFY. The record is from RefSeq and is a predicted model, not a curated record. Gene Ontology annotation, biological process: regulation of DNA-templated transcription. The coding region runs from base 1 to 1266 and encodes 421 amino acids. Gene Ontology annotation, molecular function: DNA binding. The transcript has 3 exons. NCBI's taxonomy places the organism in Eukaryota, Viridiplantae, Streptophyta, Magnoliopsida, Brassicales, Brassicaceae.
AUGGAUCCUGAAGGUUUCACGAAUGGACUAUUCCGAUGGAACCCAACGAGGGCAAUGGUUCAACCACCACCUCCGGUUCCUCCUCCACCGCAGCAAUCUCCGGUUACACCGCAGACGGCGGCGUUUGGGAUGAGACUUGGUGGCUUAGAGGGUUUGUUCGGCGCAUACGGAAUACGUUUUUACACGGCGGCGAAGAUAGCUGAGUUAGGUUUUACGGCGAGUACGCUUUUGGGGAUGAAAGACGAUGAGCUUGAGGAUAUGAUGAAUAGCCUCUCCCAUAUCUUUCGUUGGGAGCUUCUCGUUGGUGAGCGGUACGGUAUCAAAGCUGCCGUUAGAGCUGAACGGAGACGAUUGCAAGAAGAGGAAGAGGAGGAAUCUUCUAGACGCCGUCAUUUGCUACUCUCCGCCGCAGGUGAUUCCGGCACUCAUCACGCUCUUGAUGCUCUCUCCCAAGAAGAUGAUUGGACAGGGUUAUCAGAGGAGCCGGUGCAGCAGCAAGAUCAGAACGACGCGGCGGGGAACAACGGCGGAGGAGGUUAUUGGGAAGCAGGACAAGCAAAAAUGAAGAAGCAACAGCAGAGGCGUAGAAAGAAACCGAUGGUGACGUCAGUGGAAACCGAUGAUGACGGAAACGAAGGUGAGGAUGACGACGGGAUGGAUACCGGCAACGGAGGUGGUGGGUUGGGGAUGGAGAGACAGAGGGAGCAUCCGUUUAUUGUAACGGAGCCUGGGGAAGUGGCACGUGGCAAAAAGAACGGUUUGGAUUAUCUUUUCCACUUGUACGAACAAUGCCGCGAGUUCCUUCUUCAGGUCCAGACAAUUGCUAAAGACCGUGGCGAGAAAUGUCCCACCAAGGUGACGAACCAAGUGUUCAGGUACGCAAAAAAAUCGGGAGCGAGUUACAUAAACAAGCCAAAAAUGCGACAUUACGUCCACUGCUACGCUCUUCACUGCCUUGACGAAGACGCUUCAAACGCUCUUCGGAGAGCGUUCAAAGAACGCGGCGAGAACGUUGGCUCGUGGCGUCAGGCUUGUUACAAGCCACUUGUCAAUAUCGCUUGUCGUCAUGGCUGGGAUAUAGACGCCGUUUUUAACGCUCAUCCUCGUCUCUCAAUUUGGUAUGUUCCCACUAAGCUGCGUCAGCUCUGCCAUUUGGAGCGGAACAAUGCGGUUGCUGCGGCUGCUGCUUUGGUUGGCGGUAUUAGCUGUACGGGAUCGUCGGCGUCUGGACGCGGUGGUGGCGGCAGCGAAGAGUUGCGAUAUUAA